GUAAAUUAAAAGAAAAUGCCCACGUCGUCCUAAGCUUUAGUCAUGUUCGAUCAGUACAAGGAUAAGAUCAUCCAAAAACAAACAGUAAUAACCAGUUAUUAUUAUCCAAAAAUACCAUACUAGGAGUGCUAGCUCUAGCACGCAUCUAUCCAUCGUCACUGAAGAGUGAACCCACCACCGAUCUUCGAUGAAAUCGUCUAGCUCCCUCCGCACAUGCGUUCAUGCAUUGAACAGGCCACGUACGUAUCAACCGCUGACCGACCGGCAUCUCUACAGCAAAUAAACUAACAGAUGACCACUCCGACAUGCAUGCAUGACCCAGCGGCACAGGAAGGCGCCGACCUUAUCGAUCGGGAGGACAGGCAGGAACGGAAGCAGCGCAGGUGAGCAGGCGCCGGCGCCGCCGUGGCCACAGUUGCCGCCAUGGCCAACCUCUCAUCCUCUAGCAAAUAAUCGAGGUCCGAUUUUCAUUUCGUCACUAAAGCAAAUGCACAUGCUCUUCCGUUCUUGAUGGUAGACGGCUGUGUCUUUCUUCCGACUGCACGACGGCGACUUACAAAAAAAACAUGCAUGCAUGAAGUUGCAUAGACCCUUUCGCACGAUCGCCGUAGUGGAUGCCUCGUCACCAUGUACACGUACGACGUGAGUGCGCGCUGCUGGGUCCGGGCGGCGGCUUCGAUCGACGCGUGUCGGAACGCUCCCAGCAUCCGAGCUUAUAAAUCUGCGGCAUGCGAGGUUUCGUUUUGCACAACAUCUUCAGAAGCUACAGCUGCAGCACACAAAUACGUAUUAUUCCGCUCGGAGCAGAUAGAGCACACAGCUAGUUAGUUAGUGGCAAGAGCGUCAGUGACCUGUGAGAACCCAACCGACGGAGUGAACGAUCAUGGCGGCGUCUCUGCUAGGCCCGUACACCGGAGGCAGCGGCUUGGGCGGUAGGGUCCACGCCAGGAGCGGCGGCCACCGCCGUUCAGCUGCGGCGGUGAAGCGGCUGCUGUUGAGGCUGAGGCGCUCUUGGAGAAGACGCGCGGCGCGGCCGAGGCGAACCGCGGUGAGGUUCGGGUACGACCCGCAUAGCUACUCCCAGAACUUCGACGACGGCACUGCUUCCUACGACCACCACUGCUUGUAGUUGUAGUUGUAGCUGUGCUUAUGUUUGCUUAUGAUAUGCCGGUGACUAUUAUGUACAGGAUGGCUUAGGUCUUGUUUGAGACUAAGAGUAAUUGAGAGGAUCAAAAUCACUUGCUAUUCAAAAUUGAAUAGUAAUAAAUUUUGGCAACUCAAUCCCUUUCAUUA
Molecule: messenger RNA, 1293 nt
Organism: Zea mays
Lineage: Eukaryota; Viridiplantae; Streptophyta; Magnoliopsida; Poales; Poaceae
Exons: 1
Coding region: 884-1129 (81 amino acids)
Source: RefSeq, a predicted model, not a curated record